This is a messenger RNA of Prunus avium (sweet cherry), 1267 nucleotides long. Its product is annotated as putative E3 ubiquitin-protein ligase RHA4A. Lineage: Eukaryota; Viridiplantae; Streptophyta; Magnoliopsida; Rosales; Rosaceae. The record is from RefSeq and is a predicted model, not a curated record. Gene Ontology annotation, molecular function: transferase activity. Gene Ontology annotation, biological process: protein ubiquitination.
CCAAUCCCACCCAAGCUCUCUCCAUAAAUACACUCAACAAGCCUUUUCUACUUUCCCACACAUAUCUUCACCUAACAGGAAAACUAAUCUCCCACUUUCAGAAGCUAGCUCAGCUAGGGUGAGAGAUGAGUAGUCUUCCUCAAACUCCAGCCAGUUCUACCAAUUCUCACCUUUAUCCUCAAGCUCUCCAACUUAAACUUUACCAGGCCUUCAUUUUCUCAAUUCCUAUCCUUUUCUCCAUCAUUCUCUUUCUCUUGUUCUACUUGUUCUACCUCAAAAGGAGAGCCUCCACUCUCUCAUCUUCUCCACCAAUUCUUCCCAGAAGUUAUCAGGACCAAUCUGCAGCUACCACCUAUCAUGUUUCUUCUGAUUGUCCUGUGGGUUUGAAGGGGGAGCUGAAAGAGAAGCUUCAGACAAUUCUAUUUGAUGAAGAACAGAGGAAAAAGGAUGCACAAUGCUGUGUUUGCUUGGGAGAUUUCGAAAUGGAAGAGGAGUUGCUGCAGGUUAUAUCGUGCAGACACGUGUUUCAUGUUGAUUGCAUACAUCACUGGCUACACAACAACACAACUUGUCCACUUUGUAGAUGCUCUGUGAUCCCCAUCAGUACCAAGCUUGAUAGUCCUGCACUACAGGCACUACCUAGUGUGUCCAGUCCAGGACAGCACAACCCUAGCAUAAUAGUCUCCAACCAUAGUCCUGGGAUGAUAUUAUUGGACCAACAACAUCAACAACAGCAUCAAUUGGUCAGUAAUGUUACUUCAAAUGUAACAACACCAGUUGAGGGUUCGUCAAGUGAGGGUGGGGGUGCAAUUUUGAGGGACUCUGGCAUGUCAUCUGGGCAUUAUACUAAUGAAGAUUUGAGAGAGCCAGUUGUUGUGUGUAUCCAAACGCAUGAUUUGUCAUGAGACAAAUCAUGUUUCCAUCUCUUUCUUCACAAAUAACAAGGCAUGAAUGAGAGAACACUCGAUAGUGUUGAAUGAGAGAACACUCACGUGCCGAUUGACAUAUUCUUUUAGCAACAUUUCCGAGUGAGCAUUCCAGUUUUGGCGGAGCAACUAGCUAGAUGAAAGACUAUAGUUAUAUUUCGAAUUAGGGAAUGGGAGAGAAGGUCAGCUUGUUUUUUUCUUAAACCUCAAUGAAGGUGGCAGCAAAUUUGUAAUUGUCAUAAACCUCAAUCGAGAGAGUUUAGUGUAAUUUGAAGUACCUUUUUUGAACUGGAAGUUCACAACAUGUAUUAUAAAUGUGAUAAUGGGUUCUUUUUCUUGAA